UGUUCACUCAGGCGUGGGUGCGACGACAUGGCGAGAAAGCGCAAGUCGAGGGCGGUUGCAGAAGAUGCGAAGUGGUCAGCGAAAAAGCAGAAGCAGACCCAAGAAUCAUCCGAGGAGUCGCUGCCUGAAGGGGUUCAUCACUACCAAACCCUAGAAGAAGUGCCCUGGGAUCUUCAGAAAUAUUGGCAACAGGGUUACUCAAUUUUCUCAAAGUAUGACGAAGGAAUCUGGAUGACAGAUGACGCCUGGUACGGCGUCACUCAUGAAUCAGUCGCGAACACUAUUGCUCAGCAUAUUGCCGACGCUGCACCAUCAAACAAAGCUAUCAUCAUUGAUGCAUUCUGUGGUGCAGGAGGCAACACAAUAGCAUUCGCAUUGUCCGGAAAAUGGAAACGAGUCUACGCCAUUGAGAAAGACGCUGCCACUCUCGCUUGCGCCAAACACAAUGCAGAGAUCUAUGGGGUGGCUGACAAAAUCACAUGGUUUCAUGGCGAUUGUUUCGAGUUAUUGGGUCUUGUGGACACCAAUCCUGCCGCCACUGUCACUUCUCUUAAAGCCAUUGCCAGCCAGUAUGGUGUUAUCUUUGCCAGUCCUCCGUGGGGUGGCCCGGGGUAUCGAAGUUCAGAAGUGUUUGAUCUCGAAUCCAUGGAACCUUAUAGCUUCAGUUUCUUAUAUCAGUCGUUUAAGAAGAUCACAUCAGAAGUGGUUCUUUAUCUUCCUAGGACCAGUGACCUCAGACAGAUUUCGAAAUUCGCAAAGGAGGACACGAAAACUCAGGUGGUGCAUUAUUGUACAUAUGGGACCAGUCGGGCAUUGUCGGCGUACUUUGGCAAUUGGAAGAUAUUGAAGUCAUGAGUCCGAGAGGGUAUACCGCGGGCAAGGAGCGACACUCAUGAUGGACUGCAGGGUGAAGUUGACUCAUGGCCACCAUCUCGCUAUGCCAAGACUUGAUACAGGCUACCAUCACCUGAGAAUUGUCGGAAGGCGCAAUCCGGCUCUGCGCUAUGGAGCCACUUGGCGUGUGCAUUACUAACGUGCCACCGUCGGCGUCUUGAGGCCGGAAGCUACAUGUGUAAACGUGGGUGGGAAGAGAGCAGCCAGAAGGCGCAAUAAAGGCGUUGGAUUGAUAUGAUCUCGCUAAGACACUGAAUUAUAUCGUGUCUCUUCUGUCUCUUUCCCUUGGCAUCAAUCCACAGCGAGAAGUGCUCCUUCCUCCUACAACAAUCAAGGCAGAUUUGUCAAUGAGGGUAGGAAGGGUAUAACUACAGAUUUUCCCUCUAUAGACAGGAUCUGGAUAGGG
Molecule: messenger RNA, 1300 nt
Organism: Exophiala mesophila
Lineage: Eukaryota; Fungi; Ascomycota; Eurotiomycetes; Chaetothyriales; Herpotrichiellaceae
Exons: 4
Coding region: 28-855 (275 amino acids)
Biological process (GO): 7-methylguanosine cap hypermethylation; 7-methylguanosine RNA capping
Cellular component (GO): nucleus
Molecular function (GO): RNA cap trimethylguanosine synthase activity
Source: RefSeq, a predicted model, not a curated record